AUAAAGCUUACUAGUUCUUCUGUCUAGACAACACGGCUACAUUUGACGCUCACACACUUGCCCCCAUUCUUAAAAAAACACCAAGACCUCCCCCGACAAGUUUUCCCAUGAAGAUUUACGUUGCAGUUGCCGCAUCGGCUUUGGCUGUGUCUUCCGUGAAUGCAGUUUCAGACCGAGAAGUGUCAUUAUCAGCCGAGCUGGAAGUCACCGAACGCCCGUCAUACCGCAGUCGUGCUCUUGUUGCGUCUACCUCGACCAGUUUUGUCAGGUCGCUGAAGAAGACCCCCAACUCCGAUAAAUAUCACACUAAACCAGUCCGUGUGAUCCAAGCACGGGUGCAAAGCGAUGCCCCAAUCUGGAACGAGACGACCAAUGCAUUCGGCUCCAAGUACUACGACACGGCUGAGGAGCAAUUUCGCGGUGCGCUCGACACCGUAAACACGGCAUCAGUCGAAGGAGCACUCAUGUACGUGCAAGCCGAGGGAAUCAACUACAACACUCGCAGUGAAGAGGACAGAUGCUGGCGCAAAAACGGCAUGCAGUAUGUUGUCUUCUAUGACAUCGUGUUCGCCCAAACCAACGAGACAGUGGCCGAGUACGAGUCGGAAUACGGUCCUAUGCUACCCAUGGACGGCGGUCAGUGCACGCCAAUAUCCGGAACAAACGUGUUCUCCAAGGAAUGCGUCUCUCUGAAUGGCAACACGAGCGUACCGAACCUUGGCCCGUUCAUCGGUGGCGAAUCGAAAGAGACUGACGCGCGUGCGCCGUACCCGAACUGCUGGUGGUACUCGUUCCCUAACAACUGUCCACUUCAGAAGUGGGCGAACAAGACCGAGGAAUGCCGCGACUCAACUCGUCAAGGACUCUGCGAUAUGGACACUUUGCCGGACGGUAUUUCCUGUACAUACAACUACCGAAUUCUCGGCUACGUGCCUAUUGACGACGCUGUCGGCAUCACGGCCAUGACGAACAAGGCCACAGGCGAGAAGUACGCAAACUUCACCGAAUUCUGUGAGGCCGGUGGCGUCGAGUUCCAAGCUUCGGAGGCAGGUGUCUGGAACGCCAGUAUUCCGUUCUGGAAGGACCCACAGAACGCGACGGCCAAUGCUGUGCGCACGCAGAAGCUGCUGUCGGCCUAUGCUAAUCUACUUAAGUCCAACAAGUCGUCGCAGAUUGAGAGUGCAGUGAUCAGGCACAUGCAACCGCUGCCGACCGUAGCUGAGCUCACUGCUGGCAACCCGCCGUGCUACUUCAAUGUCAAGGACUGCGACUCGGAGUUCGGCUGUAAGCGCGAGCUCUACGGACAGAUGUGCACACUCUGCAACAGCACGGCCACGGGAUGCGUCCCGCCUCCUGAGAACUUUACCUUCCCGACUCUGGCGAAGGCGGUGGUGACGGUAGAUGCGACGACUGGCUCGACUGCGUCCAGCUCCGUUCUGGCGGCUGGUGUGGCGGUGGCAUCGGUUGUGCUUUCAGUCUUGCUAGCCUAAAGCCGAAAUGGAUGCACGUACAUCACUGGCUUAAUGAUUAGUGAAGAAAGAUCAUUCUAAGUGACAACGCACUUCAACUAGAACCGGCUGCUUUCAGCGCCAUCAUUAUUCUUGCAUAAAUCUGAAAUCGAAUAAAAGUGUAUCCAUACCA
Messenger RNA from Phytophthora nicotianae INRA-310, 1641 nucleotides. RefSeq lists its product as hypothetical. The transcript has a single exon. The record is from RefSeq and is a predicted model, not a curated record. NCBI's taxonomy places the organism in Eukaryota, Oomycota, Peronosporomycetes, Peronosporales, Peronosporaceae. Bases 108 to 1490 code for a protein of 460 amino acids.